Messenger RNA from Python bivittatus (Burmese python), 1293 nucleotides. RefSeq names its product DET1 and DDB1 associated 1 (gene DDA1). The record is from RefSeq and is a predicted model, not a curated record. NCBI's taxonomy places the organism in Eukaryota, Metazoa, Chordata, Lepidosauria, Squamata, Pythonidae. Gene Ontology annotation, cellular component: Cul4-RING E3 ubiquitin ligase complex. Gene Ontology annotation, biological process: positive regulation of proteasomal ubiquitin-dependent protein catabolic process.
CCGAGCAGGGAACCCAAGAGGAGGAGGAGGAGGAGGAGGAUGAGAAGUUGUUGAGGAGGCGCCUGGUGGGGGAAGAUGGCUGACUUUCUGAAAGGGUUGCCAGUUUAUAACAAAAGCAACUUCAGCCGAUUCCAUGCAGAUUCUGUAUGCAAGGCAUCAAACAGAAGGCCUUCAGUUUAUCUUCCAACACGGGAAUAUCCAUCAGAACAGAUAAUUGUCACAGAAAAGACAAAUAUUCUCUUGCGUUACCUACAUCAGCAGUGGGACAAAAAGAAUGCAGCAAAGAAAAGAGAUCCUGAGCAAGUGGAAAUAGAAGGUGAAAACUCGGCCCCACCUCGCAAAAUUGCCCGGACAGACAGCCAAGAUAUGAAUGAGGACACUUAAAAUUCUCUCCAGUCUUCUGUGUUAAAAUUUACAGGCGCUUCCUGUGUGGUUUUUUUUUUUUUCUGUGUGUCUUUCAGUGUGUACACAGACACGCACAUGUACAUACACACGCGCACAUUUCCAUCAGCCCUCCGCCUUCCCCAUCUCUUCCAUCUGCCCUCCAUUGUGCAGCCUCUACCAUUUCUGACUUUGCAGAAGCCAAUGUAUUUAUUUUAGGGGUGGGGAGGGGAGGUUUCUUCUUCCAUUUUUUUGUAUUAUUUAUGCGUGCGCGCGCGCGCUUUCAUGGUCAGAGCAAGUCAGAAAGUAAUGAUGUUUAAUCUGUGAUCAAUGCUUUUUUUAAAAAAUGAAAAAAAAACCCCACUUUUGUGGCUAUCCCUUCUUUUCUGUUACAAGAUGAGCUGAUCUCUCGAGAGGGAGCUCAGUUCAUGCUGACAGCCCCCCCUCCGUUGUGUCCUCUCCUCUGUUCAUAUUAUCGAGAGUAUCCAACUCGCAAUUACUGUACAAUUACUGGUGUGUCAUGAGUUACUUUUGUUUCUAUAACAGGAGGAACUUGGAAGGGGGAUGCUGAUUUCUUACCCAUCCUUCUCCAGGUGCGUUCCUACUUGCAUACCAUUUUCUGUUUCCCAGCGGCAGUGGGGGGUCAGGUUGUUUGCAGUGGUCCCUCUUCAGCUGAUGGUCUCUAGCAGAGAUCCUACCCAUUUUGCUGGCAAAUGUUGUGUUAUCAUGUUACCUUCUUUGGCCUGUCUCCUCCUCCUCCACCCUCUGGCUCCCCCUCCCCACAUUGGCUGUAGAUUGCAAGCAAAAAAAAAAAAACACUUUGGCUUGCCCUGCAUCUCUUUUGCACCACUCUUUGAAUGGACCAGUUCUGUGCAACUUUUCGAGUAGAAUAAAGCAGGAUAUUUCUCACCA